AUGGCAAACAACAAACAGGACAAGCAGUCUCGGCGGAACGAAGCCAAGGUCAAGCGACGCAACAAGAGCGCCAACGCCGCGUCCUCGUCAGUCCUGAACAAUGCCAUCCGCAACCAGCAAACCAAGCACGUCGUUGCACCAGGCGUGGCGCCGCCCAAGCUCUCUGCGGCCAAGUCCCUUGCUCGGCAGCAGAUGAAGUUGAAGCAGAAAGAGCUGCGAGCGAACUUGGUAAACCGCAACCGCGGGAACACCCUCCUCCCGUCGAACCUGACCAACACGAAGAUGAGCCUCGAGUCUCUUGUGGGCCAGGCCGCAGACGCGAGCAGCACGUUCGCGGAAGCCGAAGGCGAGCGCCAAGCCAGUGCCGACGCGAACGAGUUCGUCAAGACGAUGGAGCUCAACGACAACUCCCGGAAGGCGUACAUGCGCGAACUCAAAAAGGUCGUAGAGCGGGCCGACGUCAUCCUCGAGAUCUUGGACGCGCGCGACCCGAUGGGAUGCCGCACCGUGGACAUGGAGGACUUGAUGCGUACCAAGGGUAAAAAGGUCGUGCUCGUGCUAAACAAGAUCGACCUCGUGCCUCCGGAGGUGCUGCAGCCGUGGCUAUCCCACCUACGCACGUUCUACCCCACGAUCGCGUUCAAAGCGUCUACCCAAGACCAGAAGAACAUCUCGUCCGGCGGCGGCAAGGGCGAGAAGACCAACGGCAAGGUCAUCGCCGGCAGCCGCGCCGUGGGCACCGAGCCCCUCAUGCAGCUGCUCAAGAACUACUGCCGCAGCAACAACAUCAAAACGUCCAUCACGGUGGGGGUGAUUGGGUACCCGAACGUGGGCAAGUCGAGUGUGAUCAACUCGCUCAAGCGCACCAAGGCCGCGAGCGUGUCCUCCACCGCCGGGCACACCAAAGUCAUCCAGGAGAUCCAUCUGGACAACAAGAUCAAGCUCAUCGACUGCCCCGGCAUCGUUUUCGACUCGACAGACUCGGACGCGCUCAUUUUGCGCAACUGCGUCAACGCCGAAGCGUUCAACGACCCCGUCCCGGCCAUCGAGGUGAUCCUCAAGCGAUGCUCCAAGGCGCAGCUGCAGGCGCUGUACGGAGUCCCUCCCUUUAACGACACGAUCGAGUUCCUUGUCCACCUCGCGCAGAAACAAGGCAAGCUCGCCAAAGGCGGCAUCCCCGACCGCAAGGCCGUGGCGCGCAACAUCCUCCAGGACUGGAACCGCGGCAAGAUCCCGUUCUUCACGCCGCCCCCUGCCGCCAAGGACACGCGGCUGGACGUCGGCGCCACGAUCGUCCAAUCGUUUGGCGACGACUUUGACCUGGCCGCGUUGAACCCGACCGAACACAUGCAAGGCGACGACGACGACGAGGAUGAGGAUGGCAUGGACAUUGGACCCGUGUGCAGCGUGGCCGUGACCCAGCCGCCCAAGGCGGCGUCCGUUUUUGGCGGGAUGGACUCGGAUGAUGAUGACGAGUUCGGCAUGUCGGACGACGACGAGGUCGACGACGCAGCGUCCGUGCAGACGGGCGGCGUGGUCCGGCCCAAGUUCAAGGAGGACGCGCUCAACAUCCCCACGGCCUUCCUCGCACGGCGGAAAGCCAAGGCCAUGCGCAAGCAGAAGCGCAAGGCGUCCGCACACCAGAUGGGCGCCGCCUUGCAAUAAUAGUACGAAUAAUACUAAUAUUAUCCAUUGUCAACGUUCGCCCAAUAGCGUGAGAGCGAUGGACAUGGCGAUCACCAGCACGUUGUCGUGGCCAGGGUGAACUACAAACGAGUACGUGGCCGGCGCGCCGUGACGUCGGGCGGCAGCAGUGCCGGACCCGAGAAAGAAGGUCGCGCGGAGGUCGGUGAGUCCGAAGGCUAGUCCGGGAAGCGCGACUUGCUCGAAUGCGAUAGACGUCUUGUCGCGGGUGGCAGUGAGGACAUGGACGAGCGGCGACUCGGCCACGUCUCGGUGGGUGGUGCAGGUGGGCACUGCUCGAUGGAUGCGGACACCGUCGCCGUCGAGGUGGAUGCUGGCGAGGGGGAAGCCUCCGGACGGAUCGAGGAGGACCAUGCCGCCGUUGUCACUAGGAAGGGGGUGGAGGUAGAAGUACCGUUUUCCACCGGGUCCAACGACAUGUCCAGGUCGGUGGACACGAAAAGCAUAGUUUGGCAAGACAACAUGAUACUCCUAAUGUCGAUUGUGUCAUUAAGUCGAGGAAGGAAGUAAUAUCCUACCAUGUCGUGGCCAUACACGAGAAGCGGUAGCCGCAGGGGAUGGUUGCAGUCGCACGCUUGACGGAGAUGCAGGAGGCGCGACAUCAUGCUCGCAUACUCCCAGUCGUGGCGGUGCAUCUCAUGAACGAUCGCGCGCACGCGGCGGAGCGCCUUAUGUCGGAUCUGAGCUUCUCGCUGCCGCCAAACCUGCAUGAGGAACGUGAUUUCCAAGAGUGUGUCGGCUUCAGGAACCGUCAGUCCAAACGCGUCAUGGAGAAUGGGGUCGGCGAGGAUGCGCGGGCUGUCAAACACGAUCUCGAGUAGCCGAAGGACAAGCUGGGCGGUGUCGCGCCGGCCGACGAGCAGGCGGGCAUAGAUGGGAUGGGGCAGAUGGAGAUGGCCGACAUCGUGCUUCUCGGGAGACGCUUGCAGGCGAUGCAGCAGAGCUCGUGCCAUCUUGAUCGUCAAGUGAAGGUACUUGCGGAACGCGAAUUGCUCGCAAUGGACCAAGAACGUGAAGAUGCCAUCGUCGACGCAGCGGAGGGUGAUGCAGAAGUGGAUGGGUUUGGUCUCCAUGUGAGGGAUAUGGACGGCGGUGGGGACAAACGUCCGCAGCGGCAGUGGUGUGAAGAUCUCCAUGCCGCGGGACAUCAACUGGCAAGCCAUCAUCAUGUCGACGGACAAUCCUUUUUA
Aphanomyces astaci is the source of this 2894-nucleotide messenger RNA. RefSeq lists its product as hypothetical. NCBI's taxonomy places the organism in Eukaryota, Oomycota, Saprolegniomycetes, Saprolegniales, Verrucalvaceae. The transcript is spliced from 3 exons. The coding region runs from base 1 to 1665 and encodes 554 amino acids. The record is from RefSeq and is a predicted model, not a curated record. Gene Ontology annotation, molecular function: GTP binding. Gene Ontology annotation, cellular component: nucleolus.